Messenger RNA from Coccinella septempunctata (seven-spotted ladybird), 804 nucleotides. RefSeq lists its product as uncharacterized. The coding region runs from base 2 to 793 and encodes 263 amino acids. The record is from RefSeq and is a predicted model, not a curated record. NCBI's taxonomy places the organism in Eukaryota, Metazoa, Arthropoda, Insecta, Coleoptera, Coccinellidae. The transcript has a single exon.
AAUGUUUGAAAUGCUGAAGGAAAAAGCCAAGCAUAUGGAAGUGUGGGAGCGGCACGGAUGCUUGCUCGUGGACGAGUGCAAAGUUUCAAAAACUAAAAAAUUCGAUAAAAACCUAAUGGAAUUUGUUGGAUUUAUUAAUUUGGGACAUCACACCCCACAAAAAAUGGAAAAUAGUCUUGGAGAUCAUGCUUUGGUCAUUAUGUUUCAACCAUUCGCAGGGCAUGGUCUCCAAGCAUUAGCCUGUUUUUUAAGUGGGGGUGAUAUCUCAGGAGAGAUAUUAUCUAAAAUUAUGCCUGAAUGCAUAAUUUCAUGCGAAAAUGCAGGACUCUAUAUAGACGUUAUUACCAGUGAUGGGGCGAGUUGGAAUAGAAAAAUGUGGAAACACCUGAAUAUAGAGAACACUGAAGAACCAUGGUGUGAACACCCCAUGGAUGAAACGCGAAAAUUAAGAAUGUGCUCCGAUUUUCCUCACCUAAUCAAGUGUUUGAGGAAUAAUUUAAUAAAGAAGAAGAAUUUCAGGGUACAUCAAUAUAAAAUCCUUCGAUCCAAAAUAACCAUACUAAAAUUAUUCCAGAUUCCAGAAGGUUGUGUGGAAUUUGGGCAUUUUGAAAACUUGGUUGAGUAUGAAUCUAGUAAAAUGUUCAAAAUGGCUUAUAAAUUGACCUUGAGUCAUAUAUAUCCGAAGUAUGGAGAAAAAAUGAAUACAAGAUUAGCAUUUCAGGUAGGAUCUAAAUUUGAAGAAUUAGGAAGAAAUGAAAAUAUGCUUUUGAUUCAUUUUCUAGUUAUUCAGUAAUACAACUGCUG